This is a messenger RNA of Drosophila gunungcola (fruit fly), 12311 nucleotides long. It is a transcript of the gene chinmo, whose product is annotated as zinc finger protein chinmo. Gene Ontology annotation, biological process: regulation of transcription by RNA polymerase II. Gene Ontology annotation, cellular component: nucleus. The record is from RefSeq and is a predicted model, not a curated record. Gene Ontology annotation, molecular function: protein binding. NCBI's taxonomy places the organism in Eukaryota, Metazoa, Arthropoda, Insecta, Diptera, Drosophilidae.
UUUGGAACACAACGCUCGUCUAUUCGGCUCUAGGUUUCGGUGGUGCUCGCAGCUCGAAGCAGCAGCAGCAGCGUUUUGUGUGCAUUUCGCAUUCGCAUAUUCGCCUCUCGUCUCUCGUGCAGCAGAAAUUACAGCCCCAGGAAACUAAAAACUAAAACCCUCAAAUUUCGAAAUUCAGAAACCGACAAAAUUCAAACGAAACCGCUUAAAAGAUAUAUAUUUUCUCACUCGGAAAACUGCAGCGGUCAAAGUGCACAAAAAAAAGCAGAAAAGUGCGAAAAACUUUUUUAAUUAUUAUUUACGUUUUGUUUGUGUUUCGACGAGCAAAUGCACAAAAUAACUGUCCACUGUUAAAUGUUAAGUGUAUGUGCGUCGUGAGUGUUGCAAAACGGUUUUUCGACCAGUGAUUGGAAGCUUAAUGUCACUGUGAAAAUGCCUCAACGAGCCAAUCACAACACCAAUUUUAGCAACAUCAAGAAAAACAUUCAACGCCAACAAUACCGGCAAAUGCUACAAAAUGCCAAUCAAGCAACACAUUUUGAACAUUUAACUCUCUAAAUAAUACACAAUUAAAUUGAAAAUAAUUUCGUGAAAUUAUAAUAAUUCAAUUUAAAAAUGAACUAAACAAAAACAUUUUCGAAAAUUAACGCAAAAUUUUAAAAUUGGCAACAUAACUUUGGAUCUUUAUUCGAAUUCAACAAAAUAAUAAAUCAACAAAAACGAUUUUUGGCAAAGCUGCGCGCAACAUAAAACAUCAAAUAAAAUAACAAAUUUAAAUUAUCUCAAACGUCCACACGUGAAUAUGUUUUGCAACUAAGAUGCAAAACUAAAUAAAGUCAAUGUAAAUUUUUAAAAUCAACAAAAGAAUAUAUAAAACAAAACCGUCAGCAAAAAAAACCAGCACAAAAUCAGUUUUAAAAACCGGAGGGAAAUCUUUUUAGAACAAACGCAAAAAACCGCAAAAAUUUAAGCCACCAAAUUGGUAAACUCUUCAAAAUUAUUGGUUCGGACAUACGCAAUACUAAACACAGCAACACAACAACAACAGCAGCAGCCAUAGCAACUGAACAACAACAACAACAGCAACUACUACAGUGAUCACUACAGUAAAAGCAACCUACAGUAAAAAAGCAGCAAAGAAAACGUGUGUGUUAGUUUGCAUAAAAAUUUCGUUUCGAUAAAAAGCAAAGCAAAAAUAUUAAACAAAAUAAAAAAUUAUUACCAAUCGUAAUACAUGUAUUUAUAAAAUAUAUAUAUACCUAUACAUAUAUCUAUGCUUACAAAUUAUAUCGAAGAAUAUUUGGUAAACAAUUUUUGAUAAACAACUCGAGUAUAUAUACUUAAAUAAUUAGCAACAAAACUGAAAAAUAAUAAGAACAAAAAACGUUAGGCAAGGGAAGUGCAGUUUAAUAAAAUAAACAAAAAAACUUACAAAUUCAAAAUUAACAUUUGUGAAAAGUUUUACAAUUGAGGAUUCUGGAUUUGGAUUAAUACGAAAAUUUGCAAUUGGAUAUUAAGCAUUUGUCGUGUUCGGAUUCGGAUAUUCAGUUUUGAGACUCGGUAAAUUUUCUAUGCCAAAGCCAAAAAACGUAUCAUCAGCAACGAUUGUGGUGGCAGCAGAUGAAGUGAUUGGAAAACCGGAACAAUUAGCGAGAACGACACACAAGAAAUUAACUAAACAAUUGCAAAAUUCCCUUUGGCUAAGGAUUUGCAGCGGCCGAAUUGCUUUUAUGCUCUGCUGGCAGCUACAAAAUUCCACGAAAUUCCAUUUUGGCAACACGAAAACAAACAAAUCAAUUACCGAAAAACAUCAGCAGCAGCAGCAGCACAAAUAUCCAAAUAUUAUUGGCAAAAAUCGUAAACAAAAGCGUCCCCAUCAUCAUUACAAUCAUCGCCGUUCUGGCGCCGUUCAACCCACAACUUGGAUCCUGAGAGUUAGGCAAACCGAUACUGAAACGGAUAAGGAUAACGAUACGCAUACGCAUACGAAUACGGCAACGGAUCGGGACAAAGUAUAUAGUUUAGAAGAUAUCGGCGAUAUAGGCGCAGCCACGGAGGACGCACAACUACUGCUGGCAAAAUGGAUCCACAGCAGCAGUUCUGCCUCAAGUGGAACAGUUAUUCGUCGAAUUUGGCAAUAACAUUCUCCAAUCUGUUCAAAUCGGAUCUGCUGGCCGAUGUCACAUUAUCCUGCGAUGGCGCAGUAUUCAAAGCACACAAACUUAUAUUGGCGGCCUGCUCUAAGAAGUUCGCCGAUCUGUUCGAGAACACGCCCACAAAUGGCCAGUGCGUCAUCAUACUGGAGGCGACAACGCCGGACAACAUGGCCGCUCUCCUGGAGUUCAUGUACAAAGGCGAGGUCCACGUCUCCCAGGAGGCACUCAACAGUUUCCUCAAAUCCGCCGAAAGCUUACAGGUCAAAGGUCUGUCCACGGAGACGGGACGUCUGGCGGCGCAGCAGGCGCAACAGCACAUGGGCGACACCUCUCCCCUGGACUCGCCCACUGGCAGGCGGAGCAUACGGAACAGCCUGAGUGGCGGAGGCGGCGGAGGGAGUAGUAUAGUGCCCGGAGGAGCAGGAAUUGGCCUGGGGACGGGUGUGAACUCCAUGCCCGGCGGCAUGGGCAUUGGUAACGGACUGAGCCUGGCCGGAAUGGCGGCUGCCGGAGGAAUGGCGGCGGCUGCCAGUGUGGCGGCCAGCGGAUUGAGUGCUCUGGCGGCCAGUGCGAAUGCCCUGGACCGAUGUGGCAGUGCCGGCGGUGGCAACAUCAUCGGUGGCACAGCGGCUGGCAUCGGAGGUCCACAUGGUAACGGCAACGGAGGAGCGGGAUCUGUGGGCGGAUUGAGUGGCGGAGUCGGAGGCAAUGGAGUGGGCAGGUGGCAAGGCGGCGGCGGCGGCAACAAUGGACCCAUUAGCCUGGGAAGCGGCGCUGGCGCUGCUCAUCACCUAGGCGGUUCCACCGGCAGCUUGAAGCAGGAGUGCGACUCGCUGAUGCAUCCCGGCGGCAGCAGUUCCUCCUCCGGCAUGGGCUAUGUCCCGCCCAUCUACCGACCCAUCUCCUACGAGCCACUGCGCAAGCGACCCCUCCGCAGUCCGUAUCCCGAGCAGGAGCAGCGCGGCUCGGUCCUCAGGGAUGGCUCCAAGUCCUCCGAGUGCCCCAGCCCCAUCAACAAGCCGCCGUACCACCGCCCCUCCUCCAGCGCCUCCUCAACGGCGCCCACCGAGGCGGACACCAUGCACUCCGAACGCGCUUCACCACAGUCCAGUCGCUACGAGAACCACAGUCCCAGCACCACGGCGGGCAAUGGAAAUGCCACGGGUGGCCUGGAUCGCAUAGUGAAAUCGGAGCGCAAUAAUGGCAGUGCCAACGAGGCUAACGACGACGACCGCGAGCUAAUGGAUGAGUCCACAGAUAAUGGAGCUGAAGAUCUGCGUGUGAAGCUGGAGAACUUGAAGUACUCGCCACCGCCGCCUCCCAACUCGAACACCUCGUCGACCACGCCCAAUGCCCUGCUGGAGAACUUGAAGGCGGAUGGCACGUUGUCCAGCAAUCUGGCUGCCUCGAUUGCGCCGGCGGAUAUGCUGAAUGUGUGGAAUGCCACCAAGAUGAACAACAAGAACAGUGUCAACACGGCGGAUGGCAAGAAGCUGAAGUGUCUGUACUGCGAUCGUUUGUACGGCUACGAGACGAACUUGAGGGCACACAUCAGGCAGCGACAUCAGGGCAUCCGAGUGCCAUGUCCCUUCUGCGAGAGGACCUUCACGAGGAACAACACUGUGAGGAGGCACAUUGCCAGGGAGCAUAAGCAGGAGAUUGGAUUGGCGGCGGGUGCAACUAUAGCGCCGGCUCAUGUGGCGGCAGCGGCGGCGGCAGCGGCGGCCGCCAAUCAUUCACCAUAGGAAGCGGCCGCAACAGCAGCGGCAUCAGUAGUCAUCAACAACCACGCCCACAAGGAGGCGGCCAAGCAGCGCAAACGUAAAUCACUCAAAAUGGCAUUGGAGAAAUGCAUGCAGCGAAGGGAUGCAAUGGCCACGGCGGAUCAGGCCAUUGGAUCGGGAGAAGGAGAGGGGGCGGGAGAAGGGGCGGAAAUAGUAUCAGAUGGGGCAGAAAAGUCUGGAGCAGAGGUAUCAACAUCAGGGGAGCUGGUGGAGGGCGAAACCGAACCCAUGACCUACGAGCAACAGCAGCAGCGAAUGCACCAGGAGCUGACCCUGCAGAUCAGGGCAGCCAUGGCCGCAGAGCAGGCUGCCGAGGCCAUGGAUUCCACGCUGAACACCACGGGUCAUACGAAUAACACCACCACCACCACCACGACAAAUACCACAACCAAUACGACCAAUACGACCACCACCACCAGUGAUGGUUGCAGUGAGGCAGACAGUGAUCGUGCCAUGGAAGUGGACGAAGAGGAUCAGGAGCAGGCGCCAGAGCCUCAACCAGGAUCCGAAUUGGUAGUGGUAGAGCCCAAGAUCGAAGUACUCUCGGAGUCCGAGGAUGAUGAUGAGGAGGAUCGAUUGCACAUGUCCGAAGCGGAAGCCAUCUAUGAUCAUAUGCCUCAGACGCCCACCAGCCCACCAAACACACACUUGAUACCACCGCCCAGUGACACGCCCCAUUUGACCUCCACGCCCAAGGUCAAUGCGGAGUAGGCUGAGCUUAAGAAGAUGAAAAAGAUGAAAAAGAAGAAGCCCCCAAAGAAGCUGCUUAGUUUAAGAAUAAGUAACGAUGAAGAAAAACAUGAGUGAUUUACAAAACAAAUGAUUUACGCGCGCAAAAAAGAUGAUGUAUGACUACUAAUGCAACUGCUGUUGCCCUCGGAGAAAACAAAAAAAAAAACCGGAGUUCCCUCCACCAUUGAUUUAAAAACAUAAAACUAAAACAAAGAUUUACUUAUAAUAAUAAGGUUUAAACAAAAAAACAAAACACUACAGACCAGAGACAGACGAACACACAUCAACGAAGAGGCAGUAUUUUGAUGUCCAAAACUUUUUGCAGAAUUUUUAAUUGCUACAAAUUUGUGUUUAAAGCCACCAUCAACACCAUAAAAAAAUUAAACAAAACAUAAAGAAAUGUUAAAACAGAGUAAACAGAUUUAAACAACAAGAAAACAAUAAGAAACAGAACAGCAAAACAGUAACAUAGAACAUAGAAAUAGAAAUAAUGCAAUCCGGCUGAAAAAUCGUUUUCAGGGUGCUAAUUAAAUCAAACAAAAACAAAAAACACUCGCAAUGAAAAACAAAUUAAAUAGUAAAAUGCAAAAAGUUUGAACGUUUUUGAUUGGUACCGCCUAAAAACAAAUACGAAAGUGUAACAACAAAACAAGCGUCGAGAAUUUGUUUAUAUUCGUGUGUGUUUGUUGAAAAAAAGAAGGGAAUGGAGAUCAAUGAUUAGAUAUUAUUGUCGCAUAUAUAUUUUUGAUUUCCUAUAGAAAACGUCACAAAAAGUUGCCUCAAAUCAAACGAAACGAUAAAAACAAAAAAACUGAAUUUAACUGAAACGUGAAAAAGAAAACUAUGAGUAAAAACACUGCAAAAUAAACAAAUAGCUGCAACAAAAACAAACUACAAAGCAACAAUAGCAACAACAAAACCGCAACCACAAGUACCUGCAAUAAUAAAAUAGUAUAAAAACGAAAAAAAAAAAAAACAAAAUACAGAAUAGAAGAGAAACUAGUGAUGAUGAUGAUGAUGAUGAGGAGCUGCAAUUCCUAAAUCCUUGAGAACCCUGUUGGUUAAGUGGCUCUAAAACUUUGCCAAACAAUUGCCCAUUUGUCCGGUUUUUUUGUAAAUAAUUUUAUUAAAUUAAUAAUACGAAAAGGCAAAUUGUGCUUAAGCGUAGGGUGAAGUAAUAAGACCACUUUUCUGUGGGUUAUUCCAAGGAUUUCAGGAUCUUGGCUUGAAUACAGACAAGAAAAAAGAUUUGCUUUAAACGAAUAACGUUUUUAAGUUUCCAUAUUUUUUUAUGAUUUAUUCAAAUUUAGGCCUCAAAAUUUCAUUCAACUGCUUUUCGGCUACACAAAAUCUAAAAAACCAAAUACAAAUUCAAUUCCGUAUUCAGAAGUUUCUAAAGAAGUAAAAAAAACAAUUGGUAAAUUGGGUGCCUAUAAGAAAUAUAUAAUUAAAUGACUACUAGUAAAAUUUUAUAAACAAAGAAAAAGUAUAUUUAAAGAAAAGAAAAGAGAAGAGAGAGAGAAAAGCAAAUAGCAAAGAAAACGUAAAGUAAAUAUAAUUAUUUUUUAAUUGAAUAAUUCUAGCCAAGUGUGAAAAUAUUAAGCAAAAACCACUCAAAAACGUUCUCAAAAACUUGACGGCAACAACAAUAACAACAACAACAAACAGCAAACAGCAAUAAUUACAGCAUAUAAAAAACGAAAUUCAAAAUCAAAAUUUUUGGCACACCUUUGGAAAACAUUUUUCAUACAAAAUGAAAUUCACCAAAAGAGAAAUCCAACCAACAAAAAUUCAAAAUUUAUUUUUUCGGCAAUUAUAAUUUCGAAGGCUACAUCAAGGGGUUAAAAUCCCUAGGAAAAAAGAAACCAGCUGUAAAAUACUGAAAAACAGAAGAUAAACAUUUGUUGUAAGCAAAAAGAGAAGAAAAACUAGAAUGGAAAUCUAAGGAAAUUGCAAUUGAAAAUAUUGAGAAAAUCUGCCAUGGCGAUAAAGAGCCUUGGAUUGUAAAUACAUUUAUUAUUCACGCAUAUUAUAUAUAUGUGUGGCCUCAGUUGUGUAAUGAUAAAGCCUAGAUCUAAUAUAUAUAUAUAUAUAUAUAUAUAUAAUAUAAACUAUAAGCGCAUAUGUAGGAACACAUUAGGCUCGCCAACAGAAAAGGUUUUAUUUGAUUAGAAGCUAACUGAAUUUCAAACGAGAGAAACUGUCUUAAUUUUUAUACGUUUUCCGUUAGCAAGGCAAUAGAAAACACAAAAUAAGGGUGAACCAAAAUCCAUAGAACCGUAAAAAAGCCAAAAUGUUGAAUAUUAAACUACUUUUAUUAACUGUUGAAUCACCGAAACACACACACACACACAAUACACAAGUUAAAAUAGGUAUUUUAACCCAUAGAAGAUGCAGACUACCAAUUGUCACCCCCGAAACCCAGUUUGUUCUGUGAUAUCGUUUUGAAGUUGCAAAUGAAUUCGUCGUUUAGUUCUUUUUCGAUUCGUUUUAUGAAUAAUUUGUCGAGCAGAAGAGAACAGAAGGCAGAAAACAGCAAAGGCAACCAAGCAAACAAAACAAUAGCAAUAUUAACCAUUAAAGUCUGGCAAUAUUCGAAAACCAAACUACCUCUUCACACCCAUAUGCAGAUUAACCCCUGUUCGCCGUUGUCCGCUUGUUGGCACUACCCCCUCAACGUUCGCUGGAGUCUGAAUUACAUUUUAUUUUUAAGUACGUUGUUGGGGCAGCCAGAUUUGCGGUCUUUGGUUCAGGGCAAAACAAAAAAAACCAUCAGUCAGUAAUUCAAUCCGUCAGUCAGUGAAUCAAUCAAACAAUAUACUACUAUUUAGUAAUCAGGGGUUAUUUACGAUUAACCAUAAUUUUAAAUUGAUAAAUUUACUUCUAGUGUAUUUUAGCGCUUAUGUUACCUUAGUUUUUCGUUUCGUCUUUACUAUUAUUAUUAGAGUCUAAUCAAACUCAGGAACUCAUAUACCUCAGGAAAAGAACCUACCUCUUUGUGUUUUUAAACUUGUUUGAACUAAUUUUACUACUAUUAUUAUUAUUAUUAUUACGAUUAUAAUUUUUGGUUUGCAUGGGACAAACAAACAAACAAAACGAAACGAAACACAAACAUAUAUAUAUUUUGUUGUAAUCGAAGAGAUGCUAUCAAGGAAAGCUUUAGUUCUUAGUUCGAUUAUCGAUUAUCGCUUAGUUUACUAUAGUGGCUAGCAAUUAUGUUUAGAUGCAAAAGACACAAUCACACAAGAGCACACAAUAGCAAUAAUUAAUAGGAAAAACAUUAACAAAACCAAGACCAGAUCGAACUGCAAUAGUAAACUGAACUACCUCAACUAGCCAUAGACUGCGCAGUAACGAGAUGAGCAUGAUAUAAAAAACACAUGUAUGUUUUCCAGUUACCCACUUUAGUUUCCUCUUUUUUGUAAAAUGGUGACACUCAGACAGACCUUGCAAUUUCUUUAUAGACCAUAGACCUUUCUUCAUGUAUAGUAAAUAUGCGCUAAAUCCAGAGCCCACGAAAUUCAGAUGAAAAACAAAAACAUUUAAUGUAAAUGAAAAAACAACUACUUUUGGCUAAACUCUAAUUAUACGAAAAUAUCCAAAAUUUUUACUAUGUAUGUGUAGAGAGCAGAUGUAGGCGAUAUAUAUGACCAGGAUUAAGAUCAUUUGUAUACAUCAAUUUCGGCAAAGCAACUAAAUGAGGCAAACCAAACAAAAAAAAAAAAACAAAACAAAAACAAAUAAACAAACGUAACUCUUUAUAAUCUAACUAUAAACAAAAAUACAAAGAAAUUAUUUAAGGCUACAAAAUUUACCCCAAAAAGGAAUGAAAAAUCCACAAAAAAAUUUAUGAAACGAUCCCAGUAAAUGGUAUACUUUUGCUUGAGCCAAGUCCAAUGGCCAAAAUAAAACAAGAUCUGAAGCAAAGAAAAAAAUUAAAUUAAAUUAAAUUCAAAGCAAACCCUAAAAGGUUAUAAAAUUAAAAACAAAAAAAACAACACGAGAUGGAAAACAUUUUGCUAAAGAUGAGAAACAUUUUCUAAAAGAAACUUGCGUAAAGAAGCAAACACUUUACAAAACAAACAUUUUAGGCUUAAACUUUUGGCUAAAGAAAAAAAAUUAAAAUUAUAACAAACAUUAGGCACGAGCAAAACUCUAUGCAUGUGCAUCAAUUAUACAUAAAAAUUUAUUUGAAAAACAAAAAAAUGAAAAAGCAAAAAUACUUUUAUCUGUAAUCAGAUUUUAGGCCCAACUUUUCGACAAGCGGCGUAAAAUAAUUUCUUUGUAAAAUAUGUUUGCAAACAAAACAAAUCGAAAGAAAAAUCCCAGAGAGCGUAAUUAACUUAAUCUAAACGUAAAUAAUAAACACAAAUGUCGCCAUUUUGCAUUUAGAGCGUACAGUACAGUAAAGCACACAAAAAAACGUCGACUAAAGAAAAGUCACGAAAUCAAACAAUUAUUGUACAUAAAAUAAAUUAAACAAAAAUUAAUUGUGUAUUGUAUAUUCGUAAUUUUUCAGUAAUUUUUAGUUACCUUUUACCCCGCUUCAGUUGUAUAAAUUAAUUAUUAAGAAUAAAAGCAUAAAACAAAAUUGAAGCUGUAACAAGAAUACAAAUAUAUAAUAAAUGUAACGAUAUAUAAAUAAUAGUGUGCACAGGUACAAAACAAAAUUUAAGUUCAAUUUAAUGUGAAAUUUAGUGCACCGAAAACACAUUUUGUAAGAGCUCGAUGUAAUUUUUGUUAUAUAUUUUUGUUAGUAAUUGUUUUUCUAUUAAUAUUUAGCGUGAAAUGUCAAGAAGCAAAAUAACACGAAAAUGAAAAUCAAUGCCCCUCAACAAGCCAAUUGUACUUACGAUUACUUUUCUCUUUUAAUAUAAUUUUGCGACAAUAGAACCGAUUCCCCUUUAUACCCUUAAUAUGCUUACUUUACCUAAGUUAUUUCAAAUAACUAUAAAAUAAAAACCAAUGGAGAAAAGGAGAAAAGGAGCACAAACCCCAGUUUAAGUUUAAGAGGCAAAAUAAUGUAAUAUAUAUUUUUGUAUCAUUUUUUGUUCUGUUCGACCGCAACAAAUUGGCUUGUUUACACAUUUUUUCUAAUUUGUAACAAUUAUAUGAUAAAAUCUAAAUUUAUAAAAUAUACACACGUAAAUGCUAAAAAACAAAAUGCAACUAAAUAAAUGUUAAACCCCAGAAAAAAAAAACACAAAACAUCUCAUAAUUGGCAAUUUUUAUUGGUUAACCACUAAAUUGAACACUAAACAAAAUUCUUAUCCCCUACAGUACUGACAACGUUUUUGGACUCCAUUGAUUUGAUUUUGCCCCCGACGAACUUAGUGUCCCCCAAAAAAUGAAUAUAUGUAACGAAAAUAUGUAUACUAAAGUUUACGACUAUCGAAAGUAAUUUAAAAAUGAAAAAUAAUGUGUUUAGGCCUAAGCAACUUAACAGUUCAGUUCAAUACGAAAUUUGGCGAUAUGAAAAUGCAAAUGCUUAAUGAAAUUAGUUGUACGACUAUAUAUUCCCAUCCCCUCUCAAUGUGUAAAUCAAGUUGUUGUAAGUUUGUCUAUCACGAUAAAUCGAAGCAAGUACAAAUUAUAUUUAAUGUAUGUGUGUAUUUAAUUCUUUUUUUGUUAUAAUCCUUACACCCUUAGUUUUGUUUUCAAUUUAAACUUUUCAUUUUAUUGUGUAUAAAGUCACACUUGAAGACAUACAAAAAAAAACUUUUGGAACAAUGACGAGUACAAAAUUUCAGGUAAAACAAACAAAAUUUAGCAGAUAAAUUAAAAUUAAUUAAAUAUAUAUAGCGACGAAGUAUCGAUGAAGAAGGAAUCGUACAAAUUUUUCGGCAUAAAGUAUAAAGUUAAAAUUUUAAGGAUAACUGUCUCGGUUUGAAAAAAGAGACAGUUGGUGUGACUUUUAAGGAUUGAUUGAAAUUCAGUUUACCCACAUUUUUUGUUUAUUUUAAAUAUGUAAACAGCAACAGAACUUGAAUUACACAUGAUAUUACCAUUCGAUUUACUUUGUUCUGAACUGAAGAGUUUUCAAAUUACCCAAACGAAAUUUUAACCAUUUAAAUUCAAAAGAAGGCAACGGUCCACUUGAGAAGAAAACUCGAUACGCAUGCCAAUGUGUAUUGAAAUGUACUUUACGUGAAUAUGAUGUAAAUGUAAAAGAUGAUGAUAAAUGUAAAAGAGGUUAAACAUAAAAAGAAAAUAGUUUUAAAAAAACGCAAAUCCGUUUGGAGCAAACUCAGGGCAUUAUCAAGACUCACGACGAUGUAUACAUGCAUUUAAUACAAACAUAAAACAAAAACUUUUUCGAUAUGUAUUACGAUUAAAAUAAUAAUAAAAAAAGGCAUUCGAAAACGGAUGUAAUAAUCAUGCGAAACGAUUAUGAACAACUCAGGUAUUAAAUAUUAAAUGAAAUAUUUUUAAAAACUUAUAACUAAAUGAGAACGGCAGUCAAGUCAACAUUUUCACAAGUUGUGCAAUAUUCUUAAAGUUUUCUAAAUACGUAAUAGUAUUAAUAAUCUAAUAAUGCGAUCAUGGAAAGGAUCAGUGAGUUGAGAUGUUCAUAAGCAUGGAAUGGGAUUUAGAUUGAGAUCGAGAUUGAGGAGAUGAUUGAGAAGUUAGGUGAGUUUUUGAAGCACAUGAGGACUAAGCAUGUUCUUAUCUUACCCCUCUUUUUAAUAUUUUUUAUUUUUACCACCCACACAAAAUCAAGAACAACUACAACAAACUAACAUACAGACAUACACUUACAAAAACACACACAACAACAACAACUUGAAAAAAUAGUAAAAUAAAUAGCUAAAUGAAAAUGAGUUUAUAUAAAGAAGGAAAACAUAAAACUGUGAUUACAUUUGAUUGUCGAAGCGUUGAUAAGCGAAUGUUGCAUAAUUAUUGAGCGAAAAAAAACGAGAAAUACGAAAAUACGAAAUACGAUUGAAAAAUGGAGUUAUGUAUUUAUUAUUAUCUGAGAAACCGCUUUUGAUUUCGAUUAAUUGGCACAAUGUCUAAGAAUGCGACAGAGCAUAAGUAAAUAAAUAUUUAAUUAGCCGAAAUAUUAAACUUCAAAAGAACAACUAAGAAAUACAAAUUAUAAUUAUCUAAGUUAUUCGAGAUUAGUAGAAACAACCUGCCCUUAUUUUACAAAUACACAUGUCACCGUUUACCAAGGCUAAAUAAAAACUUAAGCUGCGACAAAAAAGUAAAACCUUCGAUUUAGUUCACAUUUCUCUGAACGAUUUCUGUAUGUAGUAGUGCACCUUAGUUAAAAAUUAAAGUCUGAGAUUUUACAUUUAUGUAUAUGGUCGAAGUAUACACACCUUACACGCGUAUUCGAAGCGCAAAUCUAAAACCAAAAGCGGUUAAUUAAGUUUACUGAACUACUUACUAACUAACGAAGCAAAAACCCACACGCAUAUUUGGCUAAAGUUAAUGUAAAAAUUCAAAAAGUCCAAGGAUCGAGGCACACUUUCGGAGCAGCCAUAUGAUUUCUAAAUAUGUAUGUAUGUAUAUCUGAAGAAUACGCAAGCGAAGCAGCUUAAAAUAUAUUUUAAACAUGAACACUCGGAUAAAAUUUACGAUUAUGCCAUACAUUUUUGUGUAACAUAUUAAAAAAAACUACAAGUAAGCUAAA